Molecule: messenger RNA, 2389 nt
Organism: Argentina anserina (silverweed cinquefoil)
Lineage: Eukaryota; Viridiplantae; Streptophyta; Magnoliopsida; Rosales; Rosaceae
Product: L-type lectin-domain containing receptor kinase IX.1-like
Exons: 1
Coding region: 148-2244 (698 amino acids)
Biological process (GO): protein phosphorylation
Cellular component (GO): plasma membrane
Molecular function (GO): carbohydrate binding; protein kinase activity; ATP binding
Source: RefSeq, a predicted model, not a curated record
UCCAAAACUAGGUAGGUCUAUCUUGGUCGUUCUUUGAAUACACCCUAGAUUCAAAGAAGAGAGUGGAUUCCGAGCACCUUCGGGCAUUGAAUCAAUUUCCUUCAUUUUAUCUUCUUACACACCGUUUCGGCCCCAAACCAAUCAGAAAUGGCUGUCAAGAGCACAUUACUAUUGUCCCUAACCCAGUUUCACCUGCAUCUUCUUCUCUUUCUAGUGUUGCCCUUCUCUGCAACUCCAUUGACCUUCAAUUUCCCCAACUUUCCCCCUAAUGUUACCAGCGAUAUAUUAAUGGAGGGAAAUGCUUCCGCCGACGGUUCCCUCCGCCUUACCAAAAGCGACGAUGCAAAGAAUUUGAAGAACAGCGUUGCCCGAGCCACCUACCGCCAGCCCUUCCUCCUCCGUGAAAGCUCCACGGGGAAACUCGCCGAUUUCACCUCAAACUUUACAUUCAUCAUCAACUCUCGCGGCAAUCCGUCGAAUGGCGACGGUCUCGCCUUCUUCAUCGCGCCAAAUGGGUCGGAACUCAACUCCACAAUCCUCUCCGGCAGCACUCUCGGCCUACCUGUUAUAAACCCGCUAGAUACAGAGUCUAGUUAUCUAUUCCCGUUUGUGGCGGUGGAGUUUGACAUCUACAACAAUUCGCGGACGUCGGUGCAAGAUCCUCCCGACGACCAUGUCGGCAUUGAUGUCAACUCGACAAAGUCUUUGAUCACAGGGAUUUGGAAUGGCAGUGUUGUGAAUGGGGCAAACAAUAGUGCUAUGGUUAGCUAUGACUCUGUGACCAAAAAUAUUAGUGUUGCCUACACAAGUUAUGUGAAUGGUGCACCAGUAAUGAGGUAUGUUCAUUUCAAGGUGGAUUUGCAAAAGUGCUUGCCGAAUUUGGUCAUCGUGGGUUUCUCGGCCGCAACGGGCGCUGUGACUGCUCUGCAUAAGAUAACCUCUUGGAGUUUUAGUUCAACCUUACUGGAAGAUGAAAUCAGCACAUCAGUUGAUUCUGCGCCAAUCACACCCACAUCAGGAAAUGUCAACAUUGGUCUAGUAGUUGGAUUGGUUGUUGGAGGUGUUGUUAUCUUGGUGGGUGUGCUGGGUGUGCUUUGGUUCAUCUUCUGCCGGAAGAGGAGGAGAGCAACUGGGGAAAGCACUGAUGAGGAUUCUAGUCAGCUUAAUGAUUUGGACCUUCAAUUCGAGAAGGGGACGGGCCCAAGGAAGUUUUCCUACAAUGAAUUGGCCCUUGCAACUAGUGAUUUUGCACAGGGACAAAAGCUUGGGGAAGGAGGGUUCGGUGGAGUUUACAAAGGCUUCAUCAAAGAUCUGAACUCGUAUGUUGCUGUUAAGAAGAUAUCAAGGGGGUCUAAACAAGGGUUGAAGGAGUAUGGUGCAGAAGUGAGUAUUAUUAGCCGGCUUCGGCACCGGAAUCUAGUUCAACUCAUCGGUUGGUGUCAUCAAAAGAAACUCCUACUUGUCUACGAAUUUAUGCCCAAUGGUAGCUUGGAUGCUCAUUUGUUCAAAGAAAAAAGCUUGUUAACUUGGGAGGUAAGAUACAAAAUUGCACAUGAUUUGGCAUCGGGUUUACUCUAUCUACACCAAGGUUGGGAACAAUGUGUGCUACAUAGGGAUAUCAAAUCUAGCAAUGUUAUGUUAGAUGCAAACUUCAACGCUAAACUUGGUGAUUUCGGGUUAGCCAAACUUGUAGACCAUGGAAAACUAUCCCAAACAACAGUUGUGGCCGGAACCAUGGGCUACAUGGCUUUGGAAUAUAUUACAACAGCAAAAGCAAGCAAGGAAACAGAUGUCUACAGCUUUGGAGUAGUUGCUUUGGAAAUAGCAUGCGGGAGAAAACCCAUUGAUCACAGCUGUGAAGAAGAGCAAAUCAAUAUGGUGGAAUGGGUGUGGGAGCUCUAUGGAGAAGGGAAAAUCAUUGAAGCAGCAGACCCAAAAUUGUGCGGAGAAUUUGAUGAGAAGCAAAUGGAGUGCUUAUUGAUUGUCGGGUUAUGGUGUUCUCAUCCGGAUCACAAUUCUAGACCUUUGAUACAACAAGCAAUCCAAGUUCUUAACUUCGAACUUCCACUGCCCAAUCUUCCAUUGAAGAUGCCCGAGGCCUUUGCUCCUCUGUUAACGCUAUCGAUGUUUCGUAGUGGUGACACUACUGGAGAUCAAAGUGAGUCUGCAGGAUAUGGUUCUACCAUCAACUCCUCACAGUUGACCAUACCCUCUACCACAAAUUCGAAUACAUCUGCAAGUUAACGGAUUAAUUUAGCAGUGAUCGAGAUAUCUAGUAUGAUAAAAUUGUGUAUUACAUCUCCCUAUUCUUUUGUAACUUUGUAAGUCCGGAUACAGAGAGUCCCAUUACAAGAUAGAGAAGUUUUAUAUACAUUCUCCAAACCUCUCA